Messenger RNA from Coprinopsis cinerea okayama7#130, 870 nucleotides. RefSeq lists its product as hypothetical. Gene Ontology annotation, molecular function: transcription coactivator activity. NCBI's taxonomy places the organism in Eukaryota, Fungi, Basidiomycota, Agaricomycetes, Agaricales, Psathyrellaceae. Gene Ontology annotation, cellular component: mediator complex. Gene Ontology annotation, biological process: regulation of transcription by RNA polymerase II. The coding region runs from base 1 to 870 and encodes 289 amino acids. The transcript is spliced from 4 exons. The record is from RefSeq and is a predicted model, not a curated record.
AUGUCCGACCCUUCUCCCUCCCAAGUACAAAUACUACAAGAACGAAUUGCAGCCCUUUCAGACCUCUAUUCACAGCUCCAGUCUAUACGACACAUCCCAGCGUCCUUCCUGAAGAGACCGGCUGCGCUGGCCCCAACCAGAAGUGUAAGGGACGAAUUUCAGAGAGUCAAGGAGGUUGCUGCCCUCGUGCGCUCAGAAGCUGUCCAGACGGCACUGGUAGAGGCGGAGCAAAGCAAGCGCGCAGACCCAAGCAAUAUAGACCCCAAUUAUCGUCGGGAACAUAGGAAGCGCAGGCGUCCUCCUUCUCCAGAGUCUCCUCAGCCAUAUGUGCCAGUCGAGAAAACUCCGACUACGUUCUUCCCACCAGAGGACCUCCAGGGGCCACUUGUUGCCUUCGACGGUCUCGUCCCAUUCGUCCGCGAAUACAACAAGGCCGACAAGCCCUGUCGCCUUCACAUCUGGGAGCGAACCAGAGAGCAGCGCCAGGAACGCCCGCGCAUGCUACGGUUCACCAUUCCAGACGUGCUCACCGCGUACAUCUCCCUCGGCUCACCUGCUGCCACAAACAAUACGGUUAUUGUUCAGACGGUCACUGCGUUUGGACCGAGAGAGCGCAAAGCACCCCAUACGCAGUCCGACUACACCGUGUACCGCCUGUUAUCGCAGGAGAUCGCAAAAAUGAUUCGGUCAGAGGAGCAGGUGCCCCUGAAGGCUAUUUUGAAUCUAUUGGAAGCGUACACCGGCCUCUUCGCGGAGGGUUGCACCGUAUGCAACUGUGUCAUGACCGCUGAAGGCCAUGUUCCGCCCGUUGUUCGCCUCUGCAAGGCCGGCCGGAGAGAAGCAAAGCACGUGACUUGCAUUAACGCAUGA